AUGUCAUUCCUCUUUCCCAUCGCUCUCACGUUAAUCAUGGCUUGGGUUCGCUAUAACGCGACGGAAGGCCAGUCCAUCGCGAAUGAGGUGGGAAUGAAGGGUCCGGUGCUGUUCGCUCCGGGACUCGCAGCGAUGUUUGAGUUCGGAAUUGUUUUCCUCGAGAAUUGCGACGAAAACCACUUAAGAGUUACGAUUCGGUCGAAAAACGACGAUUUCGUGCGUUUAGUGAAACGCCGUUUCGCCGACGAUAUGGCGACCAAACCGUCGGCCGACGACAUCACAUACGAGGGCGGCUUUUCUCGCGUCCAAAUAGCGCUCAACGAACUCUUCGUCGACCGAAAGGCCAGAGCGGCGGGAAGUGAGCGCGCGUUGAAAGUGAGUCGAGUGACGCCUCAACGCAUCCCUUAUCCCAAAUAUCUGGACAUCUCUUCCACCGUAGUUAGCGGUUUGUGUUUCGGCGAUAAUCACGUGACUGUGUCUUUAGGAGCGGUGAGUGGUGUGCAAAUGGCGGGAAUGAUGAUAAUCACGGGUUAUGUCAUCAUUUGUCCGCUGAUUGUGAAGAGAAUUACCGACGAAAAAGUGGCCAAAGCCAAGGAAAUGCUGCGAAUGAUGGGAAUGUCUGAUUGGGUGUUUUGGGGCUCGCAUUUCAUCAACUUUUUCACCGUAAUGUUCGCGCAAAGCAUUGUCAGCGCUCUUCUCUAUGUCUACGGUUUCGGGCGUUUGCCUUACGUCUUGUAUUCCAACGGCUUUAUCUUCUUUUUCGCUUUGCUUCUGUUCAACGUGUCGUCAAUCCUGUCCUCAAUGCUGUUGACCACAGUCUUCAAUCGGCCCAUCAUUGCGGUCGUGGUCUCUGUGCUGCUCUUCAUGCUCUCGCAAUCGGUUCCCAUGAACCUCUUGGACCCCACGUUCAACCCCAACAUCGACAUCGACGCCACCCAUCCGUGGCGAGUGAUCACGUGUCUGCUGCCCAACUCGGCGAUGGCCUGGAUCUUCGCGCUGAUAAACAAAUGCGAGAGCAAUGGCUACGGAGUCCAAUGGGACACUCUUUGGCAAGAAGUUCCCAACUUUGGACAUUUGAGUGUCGGUUUCGUGAUGACCAUGCAAUUCGCGUCCAUUUUCUUUUACGCGUUCCUCAUCUGGUAUGUGGACAAUGUGUGGCCGUUUCAGUUCGGAAUUCCGAAACCCGUUUAUUACCCUUUUCUCGCCUCUUAUUGGUUCCCGAAUAAGAGCUCUUCGGAAGAGGAAUGGAAAGACGCGAACGAAGACCCGAAACACUUUGAAAAAGAGCCGCAAACGGGAAAAGUGGGAAUUCGUUGCAAUCAUUUGCGGAAAGUGUUCAACAAAAAAGUGGCCGUAAAUGACGUCUCGCUGAACAUAAUGAGAGGACAGAUCACUGUUCUCUUGGGACACAACGGCGCGGGAAAGACGACCACAAUGAACAUGAUUACCGGCAUAUUCCCGCCCACUCACGGCAGCGCUUUCAUCGACGGCUACAACAUCCGGACGGAGACGAAGAGCGCGCGAAGAAGUAUGGCUUUGUGUCCACAGGACAACAUUGUUUACAACGAGCUCUCGGUGUUUGAACACUUGAAACUCUACGCCGUUCUCAAAGACCACGCGAUGGAAGACGUGGAGCGAGAAGUGACGGCAACGAUGGAAGUGAUUUCGUUGGCCGACAAGAGGGACGCGUUGGCCGCACAACUGUCGGGCGGAAUGAAGCGGAAGCUGUGUCUGGGAGUGGCAAUGGUGGCCAACUCGCAGAUCCUCAUUCUGGACGAGCCGACGAGCGGAAUGGAUCCCGAGGCCAGACGCCAUAUUUGGGACGUUCUGCAGAACAUCCGUUCGGAGAGAACUAUUCUGUUGACCACUCAUUACAUGGAAGAGGCGGACCAAUUGGGCGACAGAAUCGCGAUAAUGAGUUCAGGGCUCGUGAAGUGUUGCGGAAGUCCGAUGUUCUUGAAGCGAGUGUUUGGCGCCGGAUAUCACGUGAGAAUCGCGAAGGACUCGAAAUUCGAUGCGAAAAGCGUUUUACAAGUGAUUCAAAAACACAUGAAAAGCGCGAAAAUAAAGUCCGAAAUCCAUUCGGAAAUCAUUUAUUCGUUGGAAAGCGAAGAAAGGAAAGAGAAUUCGAGCGCUUUUUUGGUCCAAUUGUUCACCGAAUUGGAGAACAGGAAAGCGGAGCUCAAUAUCAACACGUGUGGACUCACAGUGACCACAAUGGAAGACGUGUUCCUCAGAGUGGGCGCAGAGUUGGACGAGAAUUGCGACGAAAACCACGCUUUCGUCGAUCCGAAAGCUCUCCUAAUGAAUGAAAUGGAGAAAAACAUGGGAUUUUCGCUUUGGUUUCAGCACUUUUACGCCUUGUUGUUGAAGCGCUUUCAUUACGCGAAGAGGUAUUGGCCGAUGGUGUUGUUGCAAUCGGUGGUUCCCGGCAUUCUCUUCAUGUGCAUUCUUCUUCUGGAUCAGUCGAUUAAGAACAAUUUGGUGACAGAAACGCGAGAUUUGAAUUUGGAGCUCAAAAUGUACGAAAAGACGAAAGGAUUCGUGAAUCGAGAAAUUCCUUCGCUUUUCGCCUCUUAUGUUGAAACUGCGAAAUCGCGAGACGUUUUCAUCACUCCUAUUAACGAGAAUCCCAACGAUUGGACUCUCAGUGAUCAACGGCUGGACAACGAUAUCGGCAGAUAUUUGACCACUUUUCUGGUCGGCGCGCAAAUCAACGGAACCGAAGAGUCGCUUUCGUUGGUUCCGUGGUAUAACAAAGAAGGCGUGCAUUCGCUUCCCGUUUCCAUAAACCUGUUGUACGAAUCCAUUCUUCACCAACUGUUCCCGAAAGACAACCCCACGAUAGAGAUGCACAACCACCCGAUCGCCACCGAUCAGACCAACACCGCCAUAAUGAUGGUCAGAGUGACACUCAUUGUCUCGUGUUUGUUGCUCGUUCCGCUCACCGUUCCCUUAAUCGGCGCCUCUUACGUCCUGUUCCCGAUUCACGAGAGAGUUUCCAACUCAAAACUCUUGCAACUAAUGACUGGCAUCUCUUCGGCCACGUUUUGGGCCGCGAGUUUCUGCUUCGAUCUCUUCAACCAUUUCAUCGCUUCCGUCUUUUUGUUCGUCAUUUUCGCGAUCUUCGACUCAAACAAAGUGUUCAUCGGAACAGUGAGCAACGGUUUGGGACUCUUCCUCAUGUUCUUCCUGUUCGGCGUUGCGGCCAUUCCGUUGGCGUAUCUCUUUUCGCUGCGCCUCUCCCUCCCGUCCACGGGUUACGCCACUCUCGUCAUUAUUCUGCUGCUGACGGGUCUCGUUCUGGUGCUCACGUUCGGCAUUCUCGACCUGAUGCUGCUCUCGGGCUCUGACGUGAUGUCACGCGACACGUUGGACGCGCUGGUCAUGACUGCGCGCGUUUUGCCCGUCUUUUCCAUGAGUUUCGGGAUUCAAAAGCUCUAUAAAGUCGGUUCCUAUCAGAAGGCGUGUUUGGAUUCGGCGAAAGAAACGCUUCUCAAAGUCUGCAUUCCGACGCUCAGAACCGACGAUCCGUUUUACGGCUGUUGCGACAAACUGUGUCGUCACAGAGGAGAUGUUCUCUCCGCAGGCGUGGCCGUGGAGUUCCUUUUCCUGAUCGGUUCCGGAAUCUUCUUUCUUCUCAUUCUUUGGUUAAUUGAAGGAAAUUUCGAGAAAAUUCUUUACGCUUUCGAAAAAUAUCGAAAGAAACCCAAAAUUCAAAACAAUUCAACGAUUCUCGCGAUGAAUAACGAGAAUAUUGCUGAAGACCGUGACGUCAGCGACGAGAGGCGACGAGUCGUCGAUUUGACGAACAACUUCUCGCUCUUAACGAAAGACGCGAUUGUUGUGAAAGAGUUGAGCAAAAGUUUCGGAAAACUGAUUCCUUUUCGAGCCGUCAAUCAGUUGUCGUUUUCCGUCCGCAAAGAAGAGUGUUUCGGACUGUUGGGAGUGAACGGCGCGGGAAAGACCACAACCUUCCGCAUGUUGACGGGCGACGAGACGCUGUCGGCGGGAAACGCGUGGAUAAUCAGUUGUCAAGAGUGUUUCGGACUGUUGGGAGUGAACGGCGCGGGAAAGACCACAACCUUCCGCAUGUUGACGGGCGACGAGACGCUGUCGGCGGGAAACGCGUGGAUCGACGGCUUGUCUUUAAGACAGGAGUUGAAAGAGUUCCAGAAGAGAAUCGGCUAUUGUCCGCAAUUCGACGCUCUGUUGUCCAAAAUGACGGGAAAAGAGACGCUUUACAUGUUCUGUCGGUUGCGGGGAAUGAAAGAGCGCGCGAUUGGCAAUUAUGUGCGGGAUUUGGUGGAAAUGGUGGAUUUGCAACAACACGUGAACAAAUGCACGCAACAAUACAGCGGCGGCAACAAACGCAAACUCUCGCUCGCCAUCGCGUUGUGCGCCGCGCCGCCCGUCAUCUUCUUGGACGAGCCCACGUCGGGAGUGGACCCGUCGGCCAGGAGGAAGAUUUGGGCGACGCUGUCGUCUCUGCAGGAGAAGUACGGAUCGGCUUUCAUUCUGACGUCACACUCGAUGGAAGAGUGCGAGGCUCUGUGCGCGCGAGUGGCCAUCAUGGUCAACGGCCAGUUCCAGUGCUUGGGAUCGGUGCAGCACUUGCGGUCAAAGUUCGGACAGGGAUUCACAGUGAUGGCCAAACUGAAGCGCGAGUUCGCUGACGACCCGCAAUACAUGCGCGAAAUUCAACUGCGAUUUCACGAGCGGUUGCCGUCGGCGCUGCUGAAGGACGCGCACCAAUGUCUCCUCCAUUACCACAUCACCGACGCGUCCACCAAAUGGUCGCAAAUGUUCGCAAUUAUGGAACGAAUGAAAGCCGAGUUCUGUUUCGAGGAUUACGUCAUUUCCGAUACGACCUUCGAGCAGAUCUUCCUGUCGUUCGCGCGCAAACAGAGAUAG
Medioppia subpectinata is the source of this 4914-nucleotide messenger RNA. NCBI's taxonomy places the organism in Eukaryota, Metazoa, Arthropoda, Arachnida, Sarcoptiformes, Oppiidae. The record is from the annotation of a GenBank genome assembly.